AUGUUGCAGCAGUGGUUGCAGUGGUGGUUGCAGCAGCUGGAAGACCGAACGACUCACUUUUACCUUCCUGCCUAUAUAUAUACUAGUAUGUUAAGUGCAUAUUUCAAAAUUUCAGGUUGUUUUGACACUUUUUUCAAAGGCUCUAAGAUCAAGGUCAACACUUUGAUGUUAUUGACAAAGGACAAUAGUUGUCCCUUCUGGGUGUUUGACGACGUUACGCAAUGUGGGAGAGCUAGGUAUAUAAAUUACUACUUCCCAUUAUUCGUCUUGGUUUCCGGAUUGUUGUACUGGACAUACAAUAUCCUAACACACCAUUACAAGUAUGAUAAGUUGAAACUAAAGCAGAGAGACGUAAACGAUUUGAUGUUAAUUGACGGCGAAGAUGACGAAAAUAAACCGCUACUACAAGAAUCUCCGUCCCCUUCAUCAUACAAUGGCAAUGAGGUCGAUGGUGAAGAAUUAAAGGAAAGACAUUUUUCAUUACAGAGAUUAAAACUGGUGAAGCCAAAUGGUGAGCCUCAUGGUAAACCUGAAUUGGUAAGGCGAGGAUUCAUUGAAAAAUCAAGAACAAUAUUUGAACUUCUAUUAGUUUUAUCUCAGUUUGCAGUUCAUUUUGGAAUUUGGUUAAAUCAUACAGAGGAUGAUAGCGAAUUUACCUCUAGAAGUUCAAUUGUGCAGGUGAUUGUUUGGGGGUUUCUAGUAACUUUAGUCACACUACGUCUUUGGAAUAUCAACCAGUCUGCACGCUGGGUUAAUAGAUACUGUGGUAACAUUUGGUCGAUUUCUUUUACUUCCUAUAUGUUUAUGUUUUUUACGACAGUACUACCAUUUCGUUCCAUUUUUAUUGGUCACAUUGAAGAGAAAUCGGUGAAAAAUUACUACUUGUCGCAAUUUUACCUUGAUUUAGCCCUAUUUGCCCUGCUGUUUUUAUCUCCUUCCGGUAACAAGUUGGCAGUUGUUUAUAAGACUGAUGAGCAAAUUACGCCAUCGCCAGAACCGGUUUCUUCGAUUGCAAGUUUUAUUACUUGGAGUUGGUUGGAUAAGUUCGUUUGGCAAGCACACAAAUCCGUUAUUGAGAAGAAAGACAUCUGGGGGUUAAGAAUGGAUGAUUACGCCAUAUUUGUUAUUAAGAGAUUCAAGCAAUAUGUGGAAAGAAAGGGCAAAGAAAAGAGCUUCACCUACAAUCUACUGACUUUUUUCACCAAAUAUUUACUUUUACAAGGAUUUUGGGCUCUCUUGGACAGUAUGAUGAGUUUUGCUCCUACGAUUCUUUUAAAGAGAAUUUUAGAAUAUGUGGAUGAUAGAGAAUCUGCGCCAGGAAAUUUAGCAUGGUUCUACGUUUGUUGUAUGUUCUUUUGUAGGGUUUUUUGCGCUAUCUUCUCAGGACAAGCACUUUUCUUUGGUAGAAGAGUUUGCAUUAAAAUGAAAGCAAUUAUCAUUUCUGAGAUUUAUACAAAGGCACUCAGAAGGCAGGUUGCUGUUAAUUCGAAUAAACAAUCCACAGAUGAAGUGGAUCCCCAGGAAUUGAAUGAAGAGGAACAUAGGGACGGUGAUGAAGAAUCAGGCACAUCCGCCAAUUUGGGUGCUAUUAUCAAUUUAAUGGCAGUGGAUGCUUUCAAAGUUUCCGAAAUUUGUGCCUAUUUACAUGCGUUUGUGGAAGCCGUUGCCAUGUCCUGCGUGGCCAUUGUCUUGCUUUACAAGUUACUAGGUUUAUCUGCCAUUAUUGGGGCUCUAUUGAUUGUAGUGCUGAUGCCAGUUAAUUUCAGAUUGGUCACCUGGUUGGGUCAACUGCAAAAGAAAUCUCUUUCCUACACGGAUAAACGUAUUCAAAAUUUGAACGAGGCAUUUCAGGCAAUUCGUAUUAUCAAAUUUUUCUCCUGGGAAGACAAUUUUGAAAAGGGUAUACAAGCCAUUAGAGAUGUCGAAUUGAAACUCUUACUCCAGAGAUCGUUAAUAUGGGCUCUCUGUUCAUUCGUAUGGUACGCUACCCCCACGAUUGUGACUACUUCUGCAUUUGCAUUUUACAUUUAUGUUCAAAAGCAAACUCUGACUACGCCGGUUGCAUUUACCGCUUUGUCACUAUUCUCCCUUUUGAGAACACCUUUGGACCAAUUGUCCGAUAUGUUGAGUUUUGUCAUCCAGAGUAAAGUCUCCCUAGACAGAAUUCAAGAAUUUUUGGAAGAACCUGAUACCGAUAAGUACAAUCAAUUGUCUGUGGCCCCAGGAGGUCAAAAGCUUGGAUUCGAAAAUGCCACCAUUUCCUGGGAUUCUGAAAAGCAAGAUUUCAAAUUAAGAAAUCUGAACAUUGAUUUUAAAGUUGGUAAAUUGAAUGUGGUUAUUGGUCCUACUGGUUCUGGUAAGACAUCUAUCUUGAUGGCUUUGCUUGGUGAAAUGAAAUUGUUGAAUGGUAACAUUGUGGUCCCCUCUUUGGAUCCAAGAGCGUUGUUACCAAUUGAUGCUGAUGGUAUGACUAACUCCAUUGCCUAUUGUUCACAAGCAGCUUGGUUGUUGAAUGACACUGUGAGAAACAACAUUUUAUUUAAUUCCCCUUACAGCGAAGCUAGAUACAAUGACGUUAUUGAGGCCUGUGGUUUGAAACGUGAUUUUGAGAUUCUAUCUGCCGGUGACAUGACAGAAAUUGGUGAAAGAGGUAUUACUCUAUCUGGUGGUCAGAAGCAAAGAAUUUCUUUGGCUAGAUCUCUUUAUUCUAACUCUAGACACCUUUUACUUGAUGACUGUUUAAGUGCGGUGGACUCUCAUACUGCCUCCUGGAUUUAUGACAACUGUAUUACUGGGCCAUUGAUGCAGGGUAGAACUUGUAUUCUAAUUUCUCAUAACAUUGCGCUCACUUUAAGAAAUGCAGAACUUGUUGUCCUAUUGGAAAACGGGCAAGUUAAGGAACAAGGUGACCCACUAACUCUGUUGCAUAAGGGCCAUUUGGGUGAAGACGAAUUGGUUAAGAGCAGUAUUAUGUCCAGAAACAAUUCCUCGGUAAAUGUAAAGACAAAGAGCUCCACGAGUGUUCAGAAUUUGGCUAAGACUUCCAAGGAAUCUACGAAGCCUCAGCAAACUGACGAGGAACGUAAGAAGGCGGGUAAAUUGGUUAAAGAUGAAACAAAGGCUGAAGGUGUUGUUGGUUUGGAAGUUUAUAAAUGGUAUUUGAAGAUCUUUGGUGGUUGGAAGACAUUGUCCUUUUUGGUAAGUGCAUUUGUCUUCGCACAAGGCAUGUACAUCGGUCAAUCUUGGUGGGUUCGUGAUUGGGCCUCUCACAAUAUGAAUAGCACAAUAUUUGCCUUUAGAGAAAACCUUGUGUCUGCUGGAUUUCACACAUUCGGUCGUGUAGAUGCCUUCGUCCAUUACGUGGCUGAAUUGCCUAAUCGUGUUGCUGUCGCUACGGGAGCUGAACCAGUUGGACCUCAUUCUAUGUUCUAUUAUUUGGCAAUCUAUUUCUUGAUUGGUUUUGCCCAAUCAGUGUUAUCUGCAUUCAAAACGAUUUUGAGUUUCGUUGCGGGCCUUAAUGCAUCUAAGAAGAUCUUCAAUUUGUUGUUGCAGAAGGUUUUGCAUGCUAAGUUGCGUUUCUUCGAUUCCACUCCUAUUGGUAGAAUUAUGAACCGUUUCUCUAAGGAUAUCGAGGCAGUUGAUCAAGAGUUGACACCAUUUUUUGAAGGUGCUUUCUAUUCGUUAGUUACCUGUUUGUCAACGGUGGUUUUGAUUACUUUUAUCACACCACAGUUUUUAAUUGUCGCAGUGAUAGUUGCUGUUCUCUACUACUUUAUCGGUUACUUUUACCUCGCCGGUUCUCGUGAAUUGAAGAGACUGGAUUCUAUCUCUAGGUCACCAAUCUAUCAACACUUCUCUGAAACGUUGGUUGGUGUAACUACUAUUCGUGCUUUUGGUGAUGAGAGCAGAUUUAUUCAAGAGAAUUUGCAUAAGAUUGAUGAAAACAACAGACCUUUCUUCUACUUAUGGGUAGCAAAUCGUUGGUUGGCAAUGAGAAUCGAUCUGAUUGGAUCACUUGUUGUGUUCGGCGCUGGUGUUUUCAUUCUUUUAAACAUUGAUCAUAUUGAUGCCGGUAUGGCAGGUAUUUCUUUGACUUAUGCGAUUACUUUUACUGAAGGUGCUCUAUGGUUGGUGAGAUUAUAUUCAAACGUGGAGAUGAACAUGAACUCUGUUGAAAGAUUGAAAGAGUACAUGGUGGUAGAGCAAGAACCUUACAAUCAGCCAAUAAUGACUCCCCCAUCUGACUGGCCUCAACAUGGUAGAGUUGAAAUGAGUGAUGUGUCUCUACGCUAUGCACCAGGUCUUCCAAGGGUCAUUAAGAAUGUCUCAUUUACUGUGGAGCCCAAGUCGAAAGUUGGUGUCGUGGGUAGAACUGGUGCUGGUAAAUCCACUAUCAUUACUGCGUUGUUCAGAUUUUUAGACCCUGAAACAGGCCACAUAAAGAUUGAUAACGUGGAUAUCUCAUUAAUAGAUCUACAGAUGUUGCGUCGCUCGAUUACCAUCAUUCCCCAAGAUCCAACGCUAUUCACCGGAACCAUUAAAUCUAACUUGGAUCCAUAUGAUGAAUAUUCUGAUGAGGAUAUCUUUGCGGCGUUGAAGCGUGUUAACCUGGUUUCACAAGAGGAACUAGAUAGAUCCAAUAUUGAUGCUGCCUCGGUGGGUUCUGAGAAUGUGAAUAAAUUUUUGGAUUUAAACAGUGAAAUCAAUGAAGGUGGUGGUAAUUUAUCACAAGGUCAACGUCAGCUAGUCUGCCUGGCCCGUUCGUUGCUACGUUCUCCGAAGAUCAUUUUAUUGGAUGAAGCUACUGCCUCCAUCGAUUACCAGUCUGAUGCUAAAAUCCAAGAAACUAUCAGGAAAGAAUUCCAAGGAAAUACCAUUCUAACCAUUGCACACAGAUUGAGAUCAGUUAUUGAUUACGACAAGAUUCUUGUCAUGGAUCAGGGUGAAGUGAAAGAGUACGAUCACCCAUACUCUUUACUGUUGAAUAAAAACAGUCAAUUUUACAGCAUGUGUGAAAGCAGUGGUGAAUUGGAAGUAUUAAUCGAGUUGGCUAAAGAAGCCUUCGUUGAAAAACUGAAUUCGAAAUAG
This is a messenger RNA of Zygosaccharomyces rouxii, 5088 nucleotides long. RefSeq names its product bile acid-transporting ATPase YBT1 (gene YBT1). Lineage: Eukaryota; Fungi; Ascomycota; Saccharomycetes; Saccharomycetales; Saccharomycetaceae. Gene Ontology annotation, cellular component: fungal-type vacuole membrane; fungal-type vacuole. The record is from RefSeq and is a predicted model, not a curated record. Bases 1 to 5088 code for a protein of 1695 amino acids. The transcript has a single exon. Gene Ontology annotation, molecular function: ATP hydrolysis activity; ATP binding; ABC-type peptide transporter activity. Gene Ontology annotation, biological process: transmembrane transport.